AUGGGUCAGAAUCCUACAGAAGAGGCCGCGCCUCAUGUGUCUGGCCAGUCCAACACACCUAUGUCAGCACCUGCUCAUGCUCUCACCUUUGAGCAGGUUGCUAAGGAGCUGAACGCCAAUCUGGAAGAUGGAUUGACGGAGCAGGAGGCUAAGAGCCGUCUCGAAACCUCCGGACGCAAUGAGUUCGGAGAGCAAGAAGGCGUUCAACCCAUCAAGAUCUUGAUCGGACAGAUCGCCAAUGCCCUCACUCUAGUCCUCAUCCUCGCCAUGGCUGCUUCCUUCGGUAUUCAGUCUUGGAUCGAGGGUGGUGUCGUCGCCGCUGUCAUUCUCCUCAACAUCGUCGUUGGUUUCCUCCAGGAGUUCCAGGCCGCUAAGACCAUGGACUCCCUUCGCUCCCUCAGCUCCCCAACUGCCCAAGCUGUUCGAAACGGAAACAACCAGACCAUCCCCACUGCCGAGAUCGUCCCUGGUGACAUGGUCGAGCUCAAGACUGGUGACACUAUCCCUGCCGAUCUCCGUCUCGUCGAAGCUGUCAACUUCGAAACCAACGAAGCUCUCCUCACCGGAGAGUCCCUUCCCGUCCGCAAGGAGAUCAACAAGGUCUUUGACAACGACACUGGUCCUGGUGACCGUCUCAACGUCGCCUACAGCUCUUCGACUGUCACCAAGGGUCGAGCUCGCGGUAUUGUCUUCGCUACUGGAACAUACACCGAAAUCGGUCAGAUCGCUGUUGCUCUUCGAGGCAAGUCUUCUAAGCGUCGCCAGCCCAAGCGUAACGCUGAGGGUAAGGCCAGCGCUGCUCGUCAUGCCCAGGCUUGGACCCUGACUGGUUCCGAUGCCGUCGGUCGCUUCCUUGGUGUCAAUGUCGGUACCCCUCUUCAGCGCAAGCUUUCCAAGCUCGCUCUUGUCCUUCUCGGAACUGCCAUCGUUUGCGCCAUCAUCGUUUUGGCCGCCAACGAAUUCAAGUCUCAGCAGGAUGUCAUCAUCUACGCUGUCGCCACCGGUCUUUCUAUGAUUCCCGCCUCUCUGAUUGUCGUUCUCACCAUCACCAUGGCUGCUGGUACCAAGCGCAUGGUCCAGAGACACGUUAUCGUCCGUAACCUCAAGAGUUUGGAAGCUCUCGGUGCCGUCACCAACAUUUGCUCCGACAAGACUGGUACCCUUACCCAGGGUACUAUGAUUGUCAAGAAGGCUUGGAUUCCCGGCCGUGGCACAUACUCUCUUGGCCAGACCAACGAGCCCUUCAACCCUACCGAGGGUGAAGUCAGCCUUGCUGAGGACCAGCCCAAGAACAUCGACUUCCGUGACGAGAAGUCCUCUGGCAUCGCUGUCGACACUGCCACCCAGGUUGGCCAGGACCCUGGUCUGAUGGAGUACCUGAACGUUGCCUCUCUUGCCAACCUUGCUACUGUUCACCAAGUCGAGGGUGAGUGGCACGCUCGUGGUGACCCCACUGAGAUUGCCAUGCAGGUUUUCGCUUCUCGUUUCGACUGGAACCGUAUGCGCCUGUCUGGUGGUGAGAACCCCCGCUGGCACGAGGUUGCCGAGUUCCCCUUCGACUCCGACGUCAAGAAGAUGUCCGUCAUCUUCAAUGACAGCCAGAACAACAAGCAAUGGGUUUUCACCAAGGGUGCCGUCGAGCGUGUCAUUGAUUCUUGCCCCACCUAUGCUGCCGGUACCGAGAUUCUUGAGCUCACCGACGCCGUCAAGGCGGAUGUCAUCGCCAACAUGGAAGCUCUCGCUCGUCUUGGUCUCCGUGUCCUUGCCCUCGCCUCCCGAACGGAUAUCCCCCACGUUGAGGACAACGAGGCUGAACUCGAGCGUGGUCUCUUUGAGAAGGAUCUUAUCUUCCGUGGUCUUAUCGGUCUCUACGACCCUCCCCGUGCCGAGUCUGCCCCCUCCGUCCGCAAGUGUCACGAGGCUGGUGUCAACGUUCACAUGCUUACUGGUGAUCACCCUGAGACUGCUCGGGCUAUCGCCCUGGAAGUCGGUAUCCUGCCUACCCGCAUGAACGAGAUCCCCAAGGAUGUCGCCAAGGUCAUGGUCAUGACUGCUUCCGAGUUCGACAAGCUGUCUGAUGAUGAGAUCGAUGCCCUCCCUCUCUUGCCUCUUGUCGUUGCCCGUUGCGCUCCCCAGACCAAGGUCCGUAUGAUUGAAGCCCUCCAUCGCCGCAAGGCUUUCGUCGCCAUGACCGGUGACGGUGUCAACGACUCACCCAGUUUGAAGCGAUCCGACGUCGGUAUUGCUAUGGGUAUGGCCGGAUCCGAUGUUGCCAAGGAAGCAUCCGACAUUAUCUUGACCGAUGAUAACUUCGCCUCCAUUCUUAACGCUGUUGAGGAAGGUCGCCGUAUGUUCGAUAACAUCCAAAAGUUCAUUCUGCACGUUUUGGCCGAGAACAUUGCCCAGGCCUGUACCCUUCUUAUCGGUCUUGUUUUCAAGGAUUCCGAAAAUGUCUCCGUGUUCCCCUUGGCCCCUGUUGAGAUUCUUUGGAUUAUCAUGAUCACUUCCGGUAUGCCUGAUAUGGGUCUCGGAUUUGAGAUUGCCGCUCCCGAUAUCAUGCAGCGACCUCCCCAGAACCUCAAGCAGGGUGUCUUCACUCCUGAGCUGAUGAUUGACAUGGUUGUUUACGGUCUUUGGAUGGCCGCCCUCUGUCUCUGCUCUUUCGUUCUUGUCCUUUACGGCUUCAACAACGGCGCUGCCGACAUUGGCAGAAACUGCAACGACAGUAUCUCAGAUGGUUGUGAGAUUGUCUUCCGUGCUCGUUCCACCACCUUUGCUUGCUUGACAUGGUUCGCCCUGUUCCUUGCCUGGGAGAUGAUUAACAUGCGACGAUCUUUCUUCCGUAUGCAACCCAAGAGCAAGAAGUACUUUACCCAGUGGAUGAUCGAUGUCUGGAGAAACCCCUUCCUUUUCUGGGCUAUCAUGGCUGGUUUUGUCACCAUGUUUCCCAUCAUCUACAUCCCUGGUCUUAACACCGUCGUCUUCAAGCACGCUCCUAUCUCUUGGGAGUGGGGUAUCGUUUUCGUCGAGGCUGUCCUCUUCUUCAUGGGUAUUGAGACAUGGAAGUGGGCUAAGCGUAUCUACUUCCGCCGUCAAGCUCGCAAGUCCACAGGUGGUGUUACCGACCUGGAGGAGCGUGUCUUUGGCCAGUACUACAAGAUGGGUAAUGGCAGCAAUGACGGGGAGAAGACCUCUGUAUAG
Molecule: messenger RNA, 3201 nt
Organism: Fusarium coffeatum
Lineage: Eukaryota; Fungi; Ascomycota; Sordariomycetes; Hypocreales; Nectriaceae
Exons: 2
Coding region: 1-3201 (1066 amino acids)
Biological process (GO): calcium ion transmembrane transport; intracellular calcium ion homeostasis
Cellular component (GO): plasma membrane
Molecular function (GO): ATP hydrolysis activity; ATP binding; P-type calcium transporter activity
Source: RefSeq, a predicted model, not a curated record